AUGAACGCUGUGGUGUUGACCAACAAGUUCACCAACCGUGAAUAUGUCUAUUUUGGCUGCUACGGCUGCGGGUCCAACCUCCAGCCGGUGGCUUUCAUCGAGAUCUGGCAAAAGCAAAGAAUUAUGUCGUCGGCGACGGAUGUUUUGACCACGCGCCUGGAGAAGGGCUAUGAAGAUGCACAGGUUUUUGAGAAUGAGGAUCGGUGUUCAAUUGUCCCGUCCAGCGAUGGCGUGGACGGAGCUGACCUUGCCCUUAUCAGUUGUGGAAAUUUCAAAGAGCAUAUCUGUGCUACUUACAACUUGAAGCGGAAACCUGUUGAUGUUUAUUAG
Messenger RNA from Penicillium manginii, 330 nucleotides. RefSeq lists its product as uncharacterized. The record is from RefSeq and is a predicted model, not a curated record. The coding region runs from base 1 to 330 and encodes 109 amino acids. The transcript has 2 exons. Lineage: Eukaryota; Fungi; Ascomycota; Eurotiomycetes; Eurotiales; Aspergillaceae.